AUGGCCGAUCCCCGUAUUGAAGAAAUCGUCGAUGACGAGGUCCCCAAGACCGUCGAGGAGGGCAGUGACUCCGAGUCCGAGGCUGGUGAGACCAUUCCCAGCGGCGCCUCCGUCACCAUCCAUUCUCGCAAUGAGAAGAAGGCUCGCAAGGCCAUCGCAAAGCUCGGCCUUAAGCACGUUCCUGGCAUCACCCGUGUUACUCUCCGCCGCCCCAAGAACGUUCUCUUCGUCAUCAACAACCCCGACGUCUACCGCUCCAGCAGCAACGCUUGGAUUAUCUUCGGUGAGGCCAAGAUCGAAGACUUGAACCAGACUGCUCAGGCUUCCGCUGCCCAGCAGCUUGCUGCCGCUGAGGCUGCUGAGCACGAGGGUCACGACCAUGACCACGAUCACGAGGGUCACGAUCACGACCACGACCACGACCACGGAAAGGGCAAGGCCCCCGAGACCAAGGAGGACGAGGAGGAUGAUGGUGAGGAGGUUGACGAGAGCGGCCUCGAGGCCAAGGACAUCGAGCUCGUCAUGGCACAGGCUAGUGUGCCCCGCAAGAAGGCCGUCAAGGCUCUUCGGGAGAAUGGCGAAGAUAUUGUCAACGCAAUCAUGUCUCUCAGUCUAUAG
This is a messenger RNA of Penicillium taxi, 618 nucleotides long. Its product is annotated as nascent polypeptide-associated complex subunit alpha. The record is from RefSeq and is a predicted model, not a curated record. Bases 1 to 618 code for a protein of 205 amino acids. Gene Ontology annotation, cellular component: cytoplasm; nascent polypeptide-associated complex. The transcript is spliced from 3 exons. Lineage: Eukaryota; Fungi; Ascomycota; Eurotiomycetes; Eurotiales; Aspergillaceae. Gene Ontology annotation, biological process: protein targeting to membrane.